This is a messenger RNA of Amoebophrya sp. A120, 1002 nucleotides long. Lineage: Eukaryota; Dinophyceae; Syndiniales; Amoebophryaceae. The record is from the annotation of a GenBank genome assembly.
CAUGACUGAAGACACUUUUCUUAUUGGCGCAGGUAGUUGUAGUGGUAGUUGGCCUAAUAUCCCUACACAUCAUAGCACUGCAAUUCCUGUUGUUUGGUGAGAACGCUUGAGUACCAACUUCUGCUCUACCUUAAGUUUAAUAUGACAGUGCACUAGUUUCAGUAUCAGGGUAGUGUGAUUCACAAGAACGAUAUUAUCAUGGACAAAGACCACCAUCAUCCAGACGCCGCCAGCGGCGGCGCUGCGCUCCCGAUGGAAAACAGUUCGAUGGACUUGAUCAGCCAUGAAGAUGUCGAUUUCGAUUUGACAGCACCAUCGGGAGCAGGCACGACGAAGACCGAAAACGAUAAAGCCACGACUGCGGCGCUUGCCAGCACGACAGCAGAGAACAACAAGCACAUGAACUUCGCUUCUGCUGCCUCCGCGCCUUCGCAACCGAUUGUCCGGCGCCAGUACGAGGACCCAGGAAUUACAACUACCAACCUUACUCGCACUCAUUCUCAAGAAUCGGUCGUUGUUCCCCCGAUCUCGGAGACCGCCGAGCGGCAAGCGGCGCAGGAUCUGGUGUUCAGCAUGCGACUCGCGCUGCGCCAGUUGCUGGCCCGGAUUAUGGACGUGCAGUUAGGCUUGGUGAGGUUAGACGGUAGGAUAUCCGAUAUCAACUCCACGAUAGAUCCAAAUCAAAUUAUGCUCAAAGUGGACGAGACACUGACCACAACCGAGGAAGCGGGCAAUAAGGUGGAAGAGACCAGCGCGCGCGUGUUGAAGUUGGAGAAAGAUCUGGUUGCUGCGCAGCAAAUCCAGAACAACAGCGAGAUGCUCAGGGCUGUGUUGGAGAGGAUAGAGGGCAAGUUGAAACAGGUGGGGGAGGAAGUGAGAGAUCAAUCCGAAAAGGUAGCUCGUGUAGAGGAAAGGCAAAAGGAAAUGACGUGUAAGUGUGUGAUUAUGUGAGAUUGAAGCUGUAGAAGGAUGUUGGAGAAAAAAAACAAAGUUGUAUUCAUG